Messenger RNA from Aspergillus brunneoviolaceus CBS 621.78, 1127 nucleotides. RefSeq names its product NAD(P)-dependent alcohol dehydrogenase. The coding region runs from base 108 to 1079 and encodes 323 amino acids. The record is from RefSeq and is a predicted model, not a curated record. Gene Ontology annotation, molecular function: oxidoreductase activity. The transcript has a single exon. NCBI's taxonomy places the organism in Eukaryota, Fungi, Ascomycota, Eurotiomycetes, Eurotiales, Aspergillaceae.
CACAUAAUUCGACAGUUGUUUUGUGCAAGUCACUACACCCUGCCCUUUCAUCUCCGAAAAUGGCAAAAAACCGCACCAUGCGGGCCUGGAUACACACUUCCACCAAAAUGCCCCUCGAAAAUGGCAUGACACUUGUGGAAAACGAGCCCUAUCCUUCGGGUCCCCUCAAGCCCAACGAAGUCCUCGUCAAAGUCAAGAGCGUGGGGAUCAACCCAGCCGACCCUACCUUUGCGGAGCUAGGCCAGCCGGCCAGAGUUCUUAUUAAGCCCAAUCCAAUUCCUGGUAUGGAUUUCAGUGGCGAGGUCGUGUCGACUGGAAGCAAUGUUGCUUCUAUGCAUCCAGGCGACCGCGUUUUUGGCAGAGUGGACACGCAAAAAGGCCAUCCAGGCUCCAUGGCGGAGUACACGAAAGCCGAAUCUGAAGGCUGUGUGUUGAUACCACCUGGUAUUGACUGGGAUCACGCCGCAGGUGUCGGCACGGCAGCUAUUACAGCCUACGAGACCCUAGUGCAGAAUUCAAAUCCUGGCGAUUCUGUACUCAUCAAUGGAGGCACGGGAGGUGUCGGAACUUUUGCUAUCCAAUUUGCGAAAGCUCACGGGUGUAAGGUGACGGUUUCGUGCUCAACCACCAAAAUUGAUCUUUGCAAGGACCUUGGUGCUGAUGAAGUGAUUGACUAUCGUACGGAGGAUCUGGUCUCCGUUCUGAAGGGGAAAGGCAAGGUUUUUGACCUGGUGGUUGAUUAUGCAUAUCGGGAACAAGUAAACUUAUAUAAGGCCUCAGACGACUUCUUGACCGACGGAGCAACGUUUGUCAUGGUGCCUGGUGGGGUAUCAGGUGCAUUGCUCAAGACAUUAAGCAAAAACAUGAUCUGUCCUUCUGUGUUGGGUGGCGGAAGAGCUAAGUUCAAGGCAUACUUCGCAAAAAGUAACCAUGCAGCCUUCCAGCAGAUAUCCGAAUGGAUGGCGGCUGGGAAAGUCAGGACUGUCAUUGAUUCUGUCUUUGAGUUUGAGGAUAUGCCUAGCGCGAUUGACCGGAUCAAGUCUGGCAGGAGCACAGGGAAAAUCAUAGUCCAUAUAUAGCCCGUUGACAUUGUUUAUUUACUGUCCUUCAACGAAAUGAGAAAUUGG